This is a messenger RNA of Aphis gossypii (cotton aphid), 786 nucleotides long. RefSeq lists its product as uncharacterized. Bases 1 to 786 code for a protein of 261 amino acids. NCBI's taxonomy places the organism in Eukaryota, Metazoa, Arthropoda, Insecta, Hemiptera, Aphididae. The transcript is spliced from 2 exons. The record is from RefSeq and is a predicted model, not a curated record.
AUGACUGCUAAGGUUACCACUUCUCCUAAUUUGAAUACUGGUUCAAACAGUCUACCAACUACUUCACUCUCCAAGCCGAAUACGGAUACUCAUUCUAGACAGCCUGCAAUCCAAUCGACUACUACUCUAUCCUCGUCCACAAAAUCAAAAUUUAUCGUUGGCUCUCAUAAAAGUGUAUCCUCCAAGUUGUCAUCAGUGCCGGUGCGGAAGCAUAUUGAUAUCUUUGUCUCAAGACUUGAGCCAUGUGUAACGACCACUAUGCUUGAAUCUGAAUUGUUCAAUAGCUACUCAGAUGUGACCAUAAAUAAAUUAGUGACAAAACACCCAUCAUAUUCUUCAUUCCAUGUGCGCCUGCCUGCGGAGAAGCUUGAUGAUGUCCUCGAACCUACAUUCUGGCCUGAUGGCGCUGUCGAAAAGCACAUCCAAGUUGAUGUUAUUUACACAGACUUUACUAAAGCCUUCGAUAGAGUCGACCAUGGCCGCUUAAUCGAGACCCUAUACAAAACUGGGUUCGGUGAACCAUUGUUGUCUUGGUUCAAAUCUUAUUUGUCAGACAGAGUCCAGUGGGUAAAAGUGUUCGGAUGCAAAUCAUCCAUCUCAAAGGUUUCUUCUGGUGUUCCUCAAGGAGGACAUUUAUCUCCAAUAUUGUUUUCUUUGUAUGUAAAUGGCAUCAAAGAAAUGGUCGAAAACUGUGAACUACUCAUGUUUGCCGACGACUUGAAGCUCUUUAGGAAAAUUGAAAACUUAUCUGACUGCUCUAUGCUCAAAAUGAUCUCAACAACCUAG